AUGGCCUCGGUGCAGGUCCAUCUCACUCCAGGUGGGUCCUUCAUCCUUCAAUUUCGGCAACCAAAACAAGGGCAUCCAACAGCCUCCUGCUGCGUGUGGCCUUGUCCCCGGCCAGGAGACAGUGUGACUCUGGGGCCUGCCCUCUGUGGCACUGACGCUCGGCCUCUGGAGAGCGCGGCACCUGCUUCUCUGGCCACUCCGUCUGUGUGCUCUGCCUCCUGCGUCCCUCCUCCCUCCUCGGCACCUGGACCGUCCCAGCGCUCUGCCCUUGAGCCUCUAGCUCCUUCCCUGCCUCCCAGGUCACAGCCACUCCUGGUUUACCAACGGCCUGAGCUCCCUCCUGAGCCAACAAGGGGCACUGACUCAGCCCCUGUGCGGGAGGCUGUCCUGGGCACCCCGACCCCCUCUCCACCAGGAACCUCGGCUCUGCCUCCUGAUGCUGCCCCAGCCUGGGGCCCCUGCUUGUUCCCAAGCCCCUCUGUGCCCCCCGCUUCCAAGCCACGGACCUCCUGGGAGACCCCAGCCAGCCAGCCCUCCAGGCCAAGCCUUUUCUCCCCGUCCUGUUCCUCCUCGCCAAGCCCCCAGCUCCCACUCUGGGGGGCCUCUGAUCUGGCCCCAGAACAGCCCAACAGGGAGGGACUCGCCCCCAGCCUCAGCAGCGAAGGCGCCUCUCCGCAGUCUGCAAAGCGGGAAUUCACCCUCGCCAAGCGUUCAGAUCAUGGAAGCCAAGAUAAUGGUGACGACAGUGGUGUCCCUCCCGAUCUGUGGUUCAAACUCCCACCUCCUCCCCCAGGAUCACCACUGGGGCUCACGUCCUCCGGUCUGCUCUGCACCCUCAAUCCAACCACAUCUGCCCAGUUUUCCUGUAAUGCUGCUGCUCUCCUGUGACUGAAGAAUAUGCUCCGAACCAAUUCACUGCUUUCUCAUCUCUGAUUUUGUUCACGAGUAUAUUUCUUUUAGCUGCCAGCUUUAUCCAAAGUCCCCGGAAGCAGGGGGGGUCCUACCUCGGGCCCGACAGCUGGCUCCGUGGUGCCUUGCAUGUGCUGGGCGCACGGCAGCAGGAUGUCAUGGGUACCUAUGGGCUAACCGUUGUUCCUUAUUUCUGAGUAAUUUAAUCAUACCUAAAGACAGUCUCAUGCUCACUUUAUAGAUUUGGGGUGAUGAUAAAUGAUGAUAAAAGGACGAGACCCCAGGGUUGGCUGUCUAGCUCACAGGUGUGCCCCAGGUCACAGGCAAUAGCCCUUAGGAUCACCCACCGGCUCUGCUGAGACCUGCUCCAGGGAA
Messenger RNA from Manis javanica (Malayan pangolin), 1284 nucleotides. Lineage: Eukaryota; Metazoa; Chordata; Mammalia; Pholidota; Manidae. The record is from RefSeq and is a predicted model, not a curated record.